This is a messenger RNA of Saccharomyces mikatae IFO 1815, 612 nucleotides long. It is a transcript of the gene SYS1, whose product is annotated as Sys1p. Gene Ontology annotation, cellular component: trans-Golgi network; Golgi membrane. The record is from RefSeq and is a predicted model, not a curated record. The coding region runs from base 1 to 612 and encodes 203 amino acids. The transcript has a single exon. Lineage: Eukaryota; Fungi; Ascomycota; Saccharomycetes; Saccharomycetales; Saccharomycetaceae. Gene Ontology annotation, biological process: protein localization to Golgi apparatus; Golgi to plasma membrane protein transport; Golgi to endosome transport.
AUGAUUUCGAUAAGAAGGUACUUGCGGGUACCGAAUGAGUUAAAGCCUUCUCAGAUCUUCAAACAAGAUUCUCUUUCUCCGAGUAAGAUUGGACUUCAAAUUAUUCUUUUGCAAGUUUUCUAUUACACUACAGGUACUAUUCUUUUCUAUUGCUGGGGUAAACUAGCGGGCUAUGAUCUUGAAAUCAGAAAGUGGCUCUUUUCUUGGGAGAAUAUUGAUUUUACGAACGCUUACGGUCUGUCACUGUCGUUUUUAUGGCUUUUGGAUUCAUUAAUAUGUGUUUUUUUCUUAACAGUUAUUGUUGGUCGAAGUAAACUGGCAUGGGACUUUGCUAUCACCAUACAUGCCAUUAAUUUUAUAGUGGUGUUUCUUUAUACUUGGAGAUUUCCUUCCUUUUCCUGGUUUUUCCUUCAAGUUCUAUCAUCCUUGAUACUAAUAUUUUUGGGGACAUGGACCACAAGAUGGAGAGAGCUCAAAGACACCUUUUUUGAGGGCUUGGUUGAUCCUAACGAGGGAGAAAACCAACUGGUGGCAUCAAGCCAGCAGCAAAGUGAUCACACACUACUAGUCCAAUCACCGAUACCACUGAAAGACCUGGAAAGCCAGAUAUGA